Molecule: messenger RNA, 6506 nt
Organism: Parus major (Great Tit)
Lineage: Eukaryota; Metazoa; Chordata; Aves; Passeriformes; Paridae
Gene: GPC5
Product: glypican 5
Exons: 8
Coding region: 39-1763 (574 amino acids)
Biological process (GO): positive regulation of canonical Wnt signaling pathway; regulation of protein localization to membrane; cell migration
Cellular component (GO): extracellular region; plasma membrane; cell surface
Source: RefSeq, a predicted model, not a curated record
GCCGCGCUCCCUGCGGCAGCUGGCGGCGGUCGCGGGCCAUGGGGGGGAAGAGCUUCCGCCUCAGCGUCCUGACCCUCGGCGUCCUGCUCCUGGCCGCCGCCUCGCAGGGUGCGGAGCCGCUGCCGAGCUGCGAGGCGGUCCGGAAAGUUUUCCAGCUGCGGCGGCUCGGCCCGCUCGGCGGCGUCCCGGAGUUCCCGCGGGCAGGUGUUGAUCUCCAGGUUUGUACUUCUAAAAAUCCAACAUGCUGUACCAAAAGGAUGGAAGAAAGGUAUCAGACUGCAGCAAAGCAAGAUAUGCAUCAAGUGCUUCAAACAUCAAGUGCUACAUUAAAAUUUUUAAUAUCACGUAAUGCAGCUGCUUUUCAAGAAACCUUUGAAAUGCUUAUCAGACUGGCUGAGAAUUACACAAACACACUUUUCUGCAGUGCGUAUAGAACCAUGGCUGCUGAGGCUACUGUGCACGUGCAGGAGUUUUUCACAGAUGUUGGACUCUUCUUAUUUGGCACAGACAUCAGCACAGAGGAAUUUGUGAAUAGAUUUUUUGACACCCUGUUUCCAGUAGUCUACAACCAUGUGAUUAACCCUGGUCCGACUGACAUUUCACUGGAAUAUGCGGAGUGCCUGCGAGCGGCAAGAAGAGACAUCAGGCCCUUUGGCAGCAUCCCCAAAAAGGCCGUAGGACAAAUGGGAAGAUCACUCUUACCCAGCCGGACUUUCUUGCAGGCUCUGAAUUUGGGGAUCGAAGUGAUCAAUACAACGGAUCACCUGCGCUUCUCCAAAGACUGCAGCAGAGCUUUGCUGAGAAUGCAGUACUGCCCACACUGCCAGGGGCUGACGCUGAGCAAGCCCUGCAUGGGCUACUGCCUCAACAUCAUCCGAGGCUGCCUGGCUGACGUAGCAGAAGUUGAUCUCCACUGGCGGGAGUAUAUCCAGUCCCUGGAGGAGCUCUCCAGAGCCCUGAGUGGAGCACACGGCAUUGAGCACGUGCUGCUGAACUUCCAUUCCCUUGUUCAUGAUGCUCUGGUACAGGCUCGGAUCAACGGGCCAGAAUUAUCUGAGCAGGUGAAUAAGAUAUGUGGUCCUCCUGUAAGGAAGCCUAAACAGUCUCCAGGUUGCUCCUUUGAUCAGAACAAAGAUAAUCAAGGCUUGAAGAUGUUCUCCAGAGACAGUGAAGAAACACUCACCAACAGAAGAAAAGAAUUUAUCAGCCACCUCCGUCUCUACAGAGCCUUUUACGGCAGCCUGGCGGAUCAGCUGUGCGGGAAUGAGCUGGCAGCUGCCGAUGGACUCCCGUGUUGGAAUGGAGAAGAUGUCGUAAGAAGCUAUACGCACCGUGUGGUUGGCACUGGAAUCAAAGCUCAGUCUGCAAAUCCAGAAGUAAAAGUGAAGGGAACAGAUCCUGUAAUAAGUCAAAUUAUUGACAAGCUGAAACAUGUUAUUCAGCUGUUGCAGGGCAAAUCAUUUCCAAAACAGGACAAAUGGGAUCUCCAACAAGCAGGCAGUGGUGGAGGUGUAGAUGAAGAAAUCAGUGGUGAUUGUGAUGAUGAAGAUGGUUGCGGAGGAUCUGGAAGUGGAGAAUUCAAAAGAGUCCUGAAAAUUACAGACCGGAUGCCAGACAAGACGAACCUCAGUGACGUAAAGCAAAUCCAUCAAACCAACAAUGGCAGCACUUUAGACACAACUGGAGCAGGAUGUACAGCAAUGGCUGAUUAUAUGACAUUUAUGCUGAUUAGUUUGGUAAUACUGUUUCUCAGUCUUUGGUAACUGCUUAUUUAUGGCUUGAUAUAUGUAUCUCAUUGUCAUCUAUUUAUCCCCACUCACAAGCCUGGAAUGAGGGAUCUGGUGAAUACAGCAAUAUUUAUAGUAUCUUGUAUAAGAUCAGGCAGUGAUCUUAAUCCUGAAUAUUAACAAAGAGUUUUGUGUGAUAUUUUACCUGUGUUUUUUUUAAACAUCUGUAUAGUCAUAAAAAGUCAUGUUUUCUUUUUUAAUAUUUUAUGUUGAAAAUUAGUUGUCUAUGAUAAUCUCUCUCUUAAAAGCAAUUUGUAAAAAAAGAGAGUAUUACCAAGUUUGAAACGGUCUCUGGAGAUCAUCUAGAUCAGCCCUGUGCCCAUAGUAGACUCACUUCUUGCAAGUUUCCUAAGACCAAGUUAAGUUGACAUUGGAAUGUCUCCAAGGAGGGAGACUUCACUGACUCUCUGGAGUGACUAUUCUAGUGUGCUUCAACACUCCCAGCAGAUGGUAUCAGCCAUCUUAGGUUGUGAGAUAUUUUUUUAACUAUUGUGUUUUGGUUUGUGACUCUUUCCCAUUGUGCCCACUGGGCCCCGUCACAGCACCAUGGACAAGAGUUUGGCUCCAUCUUCUUUGCUCCCUUUAUCAGGUAAUUAUAUAUUUUCAAAAGAUCCCACUCUGCAUCUUCUCCAGCCAAACAGACUCAGCUGCCUCAGCCACUUCUUGUGUAAGAUUUGUACCCAUACCUUAAAAAUCUUCAUGGCCCUUUGCAGGAAUCCAUCUACUAUGUCCAUAUCUUUCUUGUCAUUGUCCUUGAGAGCCCAGACCUGAACAUAGCACUGUAGAUGUAUCCCACUAGUGCAGAACAGAGACAAAGGAUCACCUCCUUUGACCUCCUGACAUUUUUCCUGAUUCAUCCCAGAAGGCUGAAGGGAGCAGUCUGGGCACUUUUUCAGCUUUGUGUCCAUUAGGACCACAAGGUCCUUCUCUGCAAAGCUGCUUUUCACCCAGCAGGCACCAACCUGUACAGGUGCAUGGGGUUAUUCGACCCCAGGAGGAGGAUUUGGCAUUUCCCUUUCUUGAACUUUCUGAGAUUCCUAUCAAGUGAAUUCUUCAGUCUGUCAGGGUCCCACUGAAUUCAGAAUUAUUUUUUAUUGUUCAGAAAAACCUGUAUGUUAAAUACUAUAUAUGUAUAUUAUAACUGCAUUUUCUCUAGGGAUAACAGCAAGGUUAAGAUCUAGUGAUGGAUUAAGGUAUCUUUAUCUGGAUUGCCACAUAAAGAUAUUUACAUAUGUGCUUUUUAUCUCUAGGAUGUAGUCAUUGGAUUCAAUUGCUAAAAUACCAACAAUGAGUCCCUGUUGUGAUGCUCAAAAAACCCCACCUGGUUUCCACUACAGUUUUGAAUGGCCUCAGGUCCUUGGGCAAGUGACCGUAGCCCUUUAUCAACAGUCAGUGAAGCCCAGUGCAUUUUUCAGCUCAUAUAAAGACAGACACCCAAAAAAGCAACUCAGUUGCCAAAAAAAACCUGGUGUCACCUAACAUUUCUUGGAGUAUCCAAGACAUCCUCAGGGGACUAGCAUAUAUGAUGCAGGACUUACGGGAUGUUCCAGAGGCUUCCUUAAAUGGGAACCAUGGGGAAUGGCAGCUGGCAGCUAAGUGAGACACCCUUAAUUCAGAUUUGGACGUUCACAUGUGGGCCCAUGAAUCAUACACCUCCAUCAAUCUUCCAUCAAUAUUAUUGGUACCUUAGAUACCUGGUUGGAGUGCUGACACACGAAUGCAGACCUGAGCCACUCAAGUUCUAAUGCUUCAUAAAAUGAAGCAACUAAAAGUGUACUGACGGUACAUUAAGUAUUACUGUUAUAAAAAUUGAUUGUUUUGCCAUGUCUAAUUCCUGUGCCAUUUUAACUUGGAAGCAUUUAAGAAUAUUUUUUAGUUAUUUCUCCUGUAAAGUAUUUUACAAGAUGACAAAAACAGCCUGUACAGUAUGGUAUGUAUUCAUAUGGUAACUAGAACUGUUUCUAGACUAAAAAUGUUACUCUUACAUGAGACUAAUAUAAAGAAACAUACAUAAACAUUUUUAUUCCCAAAUGUAUAUGUUAGUCAUUAACACACACAGUAUAACAUACAGUAUAACAAAUAGGUAAACAGAUAUAAAAGUUAGAAAAACAAGUGAACAUUCCCAUGAACAAUUCCGUGCCCAGAUAAACAUCAUUAUUAGGCAUGUGUACCAGUGUGUGUAUUUUGCUUGACCUCUUUUCUCUUUUGCAGAUUUUGUAAAUCAGUCUUUCAAAUUCAUUUGUUUUUUUUACUUGAAAUUAUGACAUUGGUAAUUCAGGGAAUGAAAGUGUGAAUUCAUUCUUUUCCUUUGUAAUGUCAACUCACACUAGUGAUCAAUCCAUUUCUGCAACUUUUUUUGAGCAAUGGCCAGUAUCAGUCACUUCAAUGAAAAUGGAAUAAAGCUUUGAAAACAGGACACAGAAAUGCAGAAAAAAAUACCCACAAUUAUUCAUAAUUUUAUUUAUAUCCUGAAGCACUUUUUUUCCGUUCCUAACUUUUUUUUUGCUGUUCAAUACCUUAUAAAGACAGGUAGGUAGUCUAGGAAUAAUAGUUUAUUCUAUAGAUUCCAGGAAAUAUAAGCUUCAUUUUCAAAUACUGAUAGUAAUUAGUCCUAAGACCUCCUCAGGUAUAUGUGAAUUACUAGCCUGUAAUAGUCCUUUCUUUUGGUUUUCUUGGCCUAUUCCCAUUAUCUUCAACACUGUACUUACACAGAAUAAUUUCUAAGAUUCCUUUUGGAGUGGAAAAUUAGGUUUCUCCUUCCCAGACACACAUGAACAAACUAGUAGCAAUAUGAAUAAUAGUGGCAGGUCUGGAGAUUUCUCACUCACUAUUCUGCCAUGAGACCUCAUUCACCCUCACCUUCAUCUAUCUCUAGGCAUCACCACACACUCCACAUCAUUGCUCAGACUCAUACAUCUGCCAGGCUGCAUCAAGGUUUUUUCAUUAAAUCUACCAUGCUAUGAAGAAAUAUUCUGGUUUCUUAAAGAACUAUUAUAUAAUCAUUAAAACAGGUUAGAGCAAGGAGAAGGGAGGCAAGUCUCUGAAAAUCUGUCCCAAGGUCACCUUGCAAGGGAGGUACCAUUGCAUGAAACUGUGGAAACCUGCAGAAUGGUGUAUAGCUCCAUGUUUGGAAGGCAAGGGGGGGAAAAAAAAGACCAAAAAGCCCAAUGUUGCUCUGUUAUGCUAAAGCAUACAGAGGAAUAGCACUGAACAGAAACAUGAAGAAUGAUUUAGAGAAACCAAGAUCAGAAAUAAGAAAAAAAAGUUUAAGCUGGAGAUUGUGCUAAUGGAGUAUAAAACCACCUGCAUCCAAAUAAAAUGAUAGACUGUACACAGCAUGUAUAUGAGUCCAUCUGGGCCAAUUUCCUGGGCAUGCAGAAGCUUUCCCAACAUGAGGUCACAUAGGCUGCACAGGGCUGCCUCUGAUGACCUCAAAAAUAACAUGUAGGUCUUGGUUCUUCUGGUUGCUUUCAUUUGUUUAUACUGGGGCAUUUUUAACAGUCUAAAUCUACUCAGUAUUUCCCAGAACAUUUGGUAGUAAGAUUUUGGCUUUAUUUUGCCAUCUUUUAAAUAAUCUUUUCAUGUAUUAUAAUUGUUAUGGUCUAAAACAGGAAUGCUUUACUCAAAGUGCACUUUUUCUCAGACAGACACUCACUCAAAGACUGAUCAUACUAAAAUUGCAAUAUUAGAGUUGCAUUCCUGGGCUUGGCACUUUUUUUUUUUUUUUUUUUUUUUUUAAAAUAUCAACCAUAAAAUAAGAGAGCUUUGUAAGGAAUAAUUUCUUAGAGGACAGCCUGAUUACUUACAAUAAAAUUCCAGGAAAGGAAUAAUUCUAAAAAAUACAACAUUUCAGAAAUCCAUAAUAUUUUUAUUUGGUAAAAUCAGGAUAUUCCUCUUCUACCCUGAGAUGAAGAGAGGUCCUAUAUGUAGCACACACCCCUUUGUUAGGGAUGUCUGCUGUCUCCCUGGGUAUAGCCCUCAGAUCAUUGUCCCUUACUGGUUUUUUGGAAAGCCCAAGGUCAAUCAAGAUUGAGGUGCCACAGUGUAUCCAGAGAGGUGCAAGGGAGCUGGUGAUAGAUCUGUCUGAUGGAGCUGGGAUUGUUUAUCCUAGAGGAAAGAAGGCUCAGAGGAGAACUUAUAACACUACAAAUACCAGAGAAGAGGUCAGAUGAAGGUGGGGGUCGGCUUCUUCUCCCAGGCAACCAGUGGCAGAAUGAGAGGACACAGCCUCAAGCUGUGCCAAGAAAGGUUUAGAUUGUAUAUCAGGAGUAAUUUCUUCAUAGAAAGGGUUGUUACACAUUGGAAUGGACUGCCCAGUGAGGUGGUGGAAUCACUAAUCACAGAGAAAUUUAAAAGAUGUGUAGAUGUGACACUUAGGGACACAGUUUAGUGACAGGUUCGGCAGUACUGGGUUAACAUUUGGACUUGAGGACCUUAAAGUUCUUUUCCAGGCUAAAUGAUUCUAUAAUUCUUGACUCUCCAUUUCUAUUUUCUGUAGAAGUACCUGUGUUUUUAAAUGUACUUGUAUCUCCUGGGGAAAAGGCACUGACUGGAGUACUUAUUCUCAUAACUAAUGUCCUAGCACUUUAAAUAAACAAUUCAAGGUGACAACUUUUCCUGUGUGUAGCUGGUAAAAGAGAAAAAGCAGCACCUGUUUCCAUGGAAAGCAAAUAUCAUUUUGUUCCUUUCAUGACUAAUAAAAGAUGAUGCAUAAUUACA